Messenger RNA from Talaromyces rugulosus, 1293 nucleotides. RefSeq lists its product as uncharacterized. The transcript has 2 exons. The record is from RefSeq and is a predicted model, not a curated record. Bases 1 to 1293 code for a protein of 430 amino acids. Gene Ontology annotation, molecular function: 2-(3-amino-3-carboxypropyl)histidine synthase activity. Gene Ontology annotation, biological process: protein histidyl modification to diphthamide. NCBI's taxonomy places the organism in Eukaryota, Fungi, Ascomycota, Eurotiomycetes, Eurotiales, Trichocomaceae.
AUGGAAGACACAGACCCUGCAGCGGCUUCUCGCACCCAAACUCGCCAGCCAAAAAAAAGAUUCGUCGGCAGACGCACAGCAGAUGCACAGUCACAGAAUGAGGCUUCAACAAACAGUGACACCACGGUCCAAAAAGCAACCCCAAGAAGAGCACCAAGGACUCUCAAUCAUGUCCCACCAGAGAUUUCUGAAAACCCCGAUAUCCUUGCCGCCGUCGAGCUUCUACCAAAGAAUUACUCCUUCGAGAUCCCCAAGACGAUACACCGGAUUCGCACCUUGGACGCCAAACGAGUUGCCUUGCAAUUUCCCGAGGGGUUGCUCCUCUUUGCAACCACGAUAUCAGAUAUCCUGACAGAAUUCUGCCCAGGCAUCGAGACCUUGAUCAUGGGGGAUGUGACAUAUGGGGCCUGCUGCGUCGACGACUAUACUGCGCGAGCACUGGGCUGCGAUCUCCUCGUCCAUUACGCACACAGCUGUCUGGUUCCCGUUGACGUGACAACUAUCAAGACUCUGUACAUCUUUGUCGACAUCAGCAUCGAUACUUCCCAUUUGAUUGCGACGCUUGAACGAAACUUCCAGCCAGGCAAGACAAUCGCCACUGUGGGCACGAUACAGUUUAACGCCACGCUGCAUGGUCUCAAGCCGGUGCUCGAACGCGCGGGCUUCAAAGUUGUCAUCCCGCAAAUCAUGCCAUUGUCAAAGGGAGAGAUCCUAGGCUGCACAUCCCCCCAGCUGUCCGACAAGGAAGUCGACGCUCUUCUCUACCUCGGAGAUGGCCGUUUCCAUCUCGAAUCUGCAAUGAUUCACAACCCAUCCAUACCGGCAUAUCGAUAUGACCCUUACUCGAGAGUUCUCUCCCGAGAAACAUACGAACACGAGGAGAUGCACGAUCUACGUCGCGAUGCUAUCAAAUCCGCCAAAUCCGCGAAGAAAUGGGGCAUCAUAUUGGGUGCGCUUGGUCGCCAGGGAAACCCACACACUAUGACUUUAAUCGAAAGACACCUUCAAGACCAGGGCAUACCGUUUGUCAAUCUGUUGCUCAGCGAGAUCUUCCCUGGAAAGCUUGCGUCCAUGGCUGAUGUGGAGUGCUGGGUGCAAGUAGCUUGUCCGCGGCUGAGUAUCGAUUGGGGUUAUGCAUUUUCCCGCCCUCUGCUGACGCCUUACGAGGCACUGGUUGCCCUGGGCGGGAGAGAGGGCUGGGACCAGGUCAAUAAUGGUGUUUACCCCAUGGAUUACUACGGAAAAGAAGGUCUUGGGCGCACUCGACCGGCACCACGAACCUCUGUUGCUUGA